CUCUUUCCGCUCCAAUCAUUCCCCACCGUGUUCCCUUUGGACCAUUCUUGCUCUGUGGGCCCCACCCCCCAUCUCUCUCUAUCUCUCCCCCCAGGAGAGAGAGAGUGUUCCUUUUCUCUCUCUAAAACAUUUACUGGUGUUCCGGCGGGAGAGAAGGAAGUGAAAGAGUAGACGAAAGCAAUUCCUCUGCUUCUACGGAACUGAUGUUUUUCAUUUCUUUGUUGGGUUCUUGUUGUGACUUGUGAAAUCAUCUCUCACUCCUCUUGACUUCUCUUUUCCACCAAGCCCUGGAUUUUUUCUUGCCCUUUUUCUUUUGCCUUUCUCUAUUUCUCUCUUACAUCUUCUUUUCUCGCAGUCAUCAGUCACCUUCAUCCUGCUGAUGAGGAAGUAGUCCAAAUGGAGCAACCACCGAAAAAUUUCAUUCCAGGUCCUUCAAAAAUACCAUUGAUGAGCUCUCCAGGAAAAGAAAAAACUGCAUGGAAACUUCCUAGUGGAAGUGAUGCGUAUCAUGCGUCUACUGAUGUUAGCUUGUUUUCUACUUCACUGCCUGUACUUUCACAUGGGAAAUUUAAUUUUAAUGGAUCAGAACGAAGUGGUCAGUUACUUGAUGAUGACUUCCCUAGCCUUAGUAAACUAAACCUUGAAGGUGAGGUAAAGGAUCCACUUGAAGACAUUGAACCAAGUAUGAUCGGAAGCAAUCUUCCUGGUGAUGAAGAUGAACUUUUAGCUGGUCUUAUGGAUGAUUUUGACCUCAGUGGGUUGCCAACUCAACUUGAGGACUUGGACGAUGAUUUGUUUGGAAGUGGGGGGGGAUUCGAAAUUGAACCUGGUAGUCCAGAGAAUCUGGUGAAUGGUAUAUCAAGGUCAAGUACAUCUGACGGUAUUAAUAUUAGCAAUUUUUCUCAUUAUGGUUUCGCAAAUGGAGUUGGAACUGUUAGCGGCGAACAUCCAUAUGGAGAGCACCCUUCAAGGACAUUAUUUGUUCGGAAUAUCAACAGUAAUGUAGAGGACUCUGAGCUUAAGUCUCUCUUUGAGCAAUAUGGAGAUAUCAGAACGCUUUAUACUGCAUGUAAGCAUAGGGGAUUUGUGAUGAUAUCUUACUAUGACAUAAGAGCUGCUCGGAAUGCAAUGCGUGGAUUACAAAAUAAGCCCUUGAGACGGAGAAAACUUGAUAUUCAUUUUUCAAUUCCAAAGGAUAACCCAUCUGAGAAAGAUAUUAACCAAGGAACUUUGGUGGUGUUCAAUUUGGAUGCUUCUGUAUCCAAUGAUGAGCUUCGCCAGAUAUUCGGAGCUUAUGGGGAAGUUAAGGAGAUAAGGGAAACACCUCACAAACGACACCAUAAGUUCAUUGAGUUUUAUGAUGUUAGAGCUGCAGAGGCAGCUCUGAAGGCUUUAAAUAGAAGUGACAUAGCUGGGAAGCGAAUAAAGCUUGAACCUAGCCGGCCUGGUGGAGCCCGUCGGAGCUUAAUGCUGCAACUGAGUCAAGAGCAGGAGCAAGAUGAAGUUCGAUCUCUCCGGCACCAAGUUGGGUCCCCCAUACUAAACUCUCCUCCAGGUAGCUGGCCAAAUUUUGGCAGUCCAGUUGAGCAAAAUUCCUUGCCUGGUUAUAGUCAGAGACCGAGCUUAGGUGGGCUCAGCCCUGUAGGAAGCAAUCACUUGUCUGGUUUGGCCUCUAUUCUUCAUUCUCACGGAUCAAGUCCUGUCAAGAUUGCACCCAUUGGCAAAGAUCCUGCAAGGAUAAACCAUUUAAACCAGGUAAUUUCUUCGACUAGUACCAUGCAUGGAGCGGCCUAUCAGCAGCAUUAUUCUGUUCCAGAUCCCAAGUUAAGUUCAAGUCCUGGACCUGUGUCGUCACUUAGUGAUUCCAGGCCAUCUAGUGUUGGAACACUUUCUGGUCCUCAGUUUCUUUGGGGGAGUCCCACUAUUCACUCAGAGCAGAACACGUCGUCUGCCUGGUCGUCAUCACUGAAAGCUCGCCCAUUUCCAUCUAGAGGGCGGGGGAUUGGUUUUCCAUACACUAGUCAGCAUGGCUCUUUCCUUGGUUCACAAUAUCAUCAUCAUGUCGGAUCUGCUCCAUCUGGUAUUCAACUGGAAAGACAUUUUGGAUUCUAUCCCGAUUCACCUGAUACAUCCUAUAUAAACCAGGCAGCAUUUGGAGUCCCAAAUUUUGGUCAUGGUAACGGGAAUCCUCCGGUGAAUAUUGGUGCCCCUGGCGCUAUGAACAUAGGAGUUGCAUUUGCUGGAAGUUUCACUGAAAGUGGCUCUCCUAGUUCUCGGAUUAUGUCAAUGUCUAGAAAUGGUCCUAUUUAUUUUGGCAAUGGUUCGGUCGGAGGCAUGGGAGCAACCAGCAAUGAUGGAAUAAUUGACCGUGGUCGAAGUAGAAGGGCGGAUGGUGGAAGUCAGAUGGAUAACAAAAAACAGUAUCAACUUGACUUGGACAAGAUCAUAAAUGGCGAAGAUGUUAGGACUACUUUGAUGAUUAAAAACAUUCCCAACAAGUACACUUCAAAGAUGCUUCUUGCAGCUAUUGAUGAAACACACAAGGGUACAUACGAUUUUCUCUAUUUACCAAUAGAUUUUAAGAAUAAGUGCAAUGUUGGGUACGCGUUCAUCAACAUGGUGGCUCCUCCUCACAUCAUCACCUUCUACGAGGCGUUUAACGGGAAGAAAUGGGAAAAGUUUAAUAGUGAAAAAGUUGCUUCAUUGGCAUAUGCAAGAAUCCAGGGAAAGACUGCUCUUAUCUCGCACUUUCAGAAUUCAAGUUUAAUGAAUGAAGACAAGCGAUGCCGACCAAUUGUUUUCCAAUCUGAGGGCCAAGACAAUGGUGAUCUGGACGCUUUCCCGACCGGCAACCUGAACAUAUUUAUCCGUCAGCCAGACGGAUCUUAUGCUGGAGAUUCUCUGGACAGCCCAAAGGGGUGCGAUCCAGACGAAAAGUGAUGGGAACUGGAAUUGCUGAUUCUCAACAAGAAUUGGUGGGGAAGUAUGUGCUAACUUUUGUAUAGUUUCUCGUAUAUAAAAAAUCUCGUGUUAAUAGUGAACAGAUUGCCUAUAUCAUUACUCUUCUAGUGACGAUGUCCACUUUUUGUGAUGUAUGCUCGUUUCACUCUUGGAAGAAUGUUCAACGAGGCGUGGGCAGCCUUUUGUCUAUGUAUAUGAGUACAACUGAUUAUUAACAAAAGGGAUAGGUACAAGGUGAAGCAUCUGCUGAUAUGCAAACAGUUCUACCGCCAUACGCUUUGCUUCUCCUCCCUUUUCUCGUCAAGUCCUUUUCGUUUCCUUCAAUUCUAGCAAAUGUAUAGUAUUUUAUUUAUAGAGCUAGCCGAGCAUCGGAACAUGUAUAGAUAUAAGUGUAUAGUAGGUUCAAUGAAAGGACGUCGAACAUGUGUCCGUCUUGAUGUGUUGUAGUACUAAGGGAAUUAUGGAUUUAUGAGAUGAAUGUGGACUAUUUUCUAUA
Messenger RNA from Sesamum indicum (sesame), 3457 nucleotides. The record is from RefSeq and is a predicted model, not a curated record. Lineage: Eukaryota; Viridiplantae; Streptophyta; Magnoliopsida; Lamiales; Pedaliaceae.